AUGCAUGUGUUGUUAACAAACGAUGAUGGCCCGUUGAAUGAUGUAUCAUGUCCUUAUAUCAAAUAUCUUGUGGAUGAAAUAAAUGAAACUACAGACUGGGAUUUAUCUAUAGUUGUUCCAAAUCAACAAAGAUCGUGGAUCGGUAAAGCCCAUUUUGCUGGGAAAACCUUAUAUACCACGUACAUUUAUACAAAGAAUUCUACAAAGAUUAAGAACGAUAAGAUAAAUUCUUUUGAAGGUCCUUUUUACUCUGCCAAUGAAAAAUUACAAAAGGAUCCUGAGUACCAAGAGUGGUGUCUAGUUGAUAGUACUCCUGCUGCGUGUGCAGAUUUAGGAAUUCAUCAUUUAUAUGGUGAAAGAAAACCUAUUGAUUUAGUCUUAAGCGGACCUAACCUUGGUAAAAACUCAAGUAACUUGUACAUAUUGGCUAGUGGUACGGUUGGUGCGGCAAUGGAGGCUGUAACGCAUGGUAUCAAGUCAAUUGCAUUAUCGUAUGCGUUCAUCAACUCAGACCAUGAUUAUGAUAUUUUGAAAGAAGCUGCGAAGAUAUCGGUCAAAUUAAUCAAGAAGUUGUAUAAACAAUUGCAAGAGCUGAAGGAUAUUGAUUUAUAUUCAAUUAAUAUUCCUUUAAUUGAAUCGUUAAAAUUGGGGAAAACAAACAUACAUUACACUCCAAUCCUUGAAAAUUAUUGGGCUUCCAUUUACUCUAAGGCCUCGGAAUUGAAUGAAUUGGGACAAGAACAAUUCCAUUGGAAUCCUGAUUUCAAAAAGGUCUAUAAAGAUGGUUUAACUGACUACAGACACACUGAUAGUCGUGUGUUGUUAGAUGAGGGUAUUAGUGUGACUCCUUUGAAAGCAUCUUUUCAUAUCGCUGAGCCCCGCUCAGGUGAAAUAAUAUUGGAUAAUGACGAUGAAGAAUCUAGUCAACUCUUGACUAAAUUAUCACUUAAUGAAUCGUUAGUAUUUUUAAUAACCGUUGGAGAUGAUUCGUAUAUUUACGCCCCAUUGGUCAAAGCAUUCAAGAAGAGCUUUUCUAAUGUUACUAUAACUGAGGAUGCAUCAAUUUUGUCUGAAAUUAAGUCUAAUCCAAAUUUAAAAGUUUUCCACUAUGGAGAGUAUGAAGAUUUAGAUAUAGAUUUAAUAUCGGAGUAUCCAAAGCAGUACUUCAUUCCGUCUUAUAUCUACCGUAAAGCUUUGAUUCGUAAGCACUUCUUGGCUAAUACAAUUCAUCAUUUCAUUGCAAAAAACCCAUCACUGGUUUUAGCCAACGCUACUCCAACUAGUUAUCAAUUAGAAGUUGAUUAUGCAGAAUUUCUCGAUGACGCGUUAGAUGAAUGCUACGAAUUAAGGGAUGAAAUAGAAACAGACGAGAAAGUAUGGAUUUUGAAACCAAGUAUGUCUGAUAAGGGUCAAGGAAUUAGGAUUUUUAAGUCCAUUGACCAAUUACAAGAAAUAUUUAAUUCUUUCGAACAAGAUAGCGAUGAUGAACAGGAAGAAGAUGAUGAUAAAAAUGGUGUCAUAAUUUCUCAAUUACGCCACUUCAUUGUGCAAGAAUACAAGAGAAAUCCCUUAUUGUUAUCCACUUAUUCCAAUAAAAAGUUCCACUUGAGAACAUAUGUGGUCUGUUGUGGUAAUCUUAAAGUCUACGUUUACAAAAAUAUUUUGACACUUUUCUCUGACAUUCUGUACGAAGCACCAGAAGAGGACGAAAAUGGGGAAAUCCCAAUGUCUGGACACUUAACUAACACCUGUUUGCAGGAAGAUGCAACCCCUCUCGUUGUUCCAUUCUGGGAUCUUGAUGAUAAGAAAUUCCCUACUGCGAAAAAGGAAUUCGUAUUUGAUGAAGUUGCAAAAAUCACAGGUGAACUAUUCAAUGCUGCAACAAGUGUCGAUAAGAUGAAUUUCCAACCCUUAAAUAAUGCUGUCGAAGUAUUUGGGAUAGACUAUUUGGUAAAUGACGAUUAUUCAGUGACCUUGUUGGAAGUCAACUCUUAUCCAGACUUUAAACAGACUGGUGAUGAAUUGAAAAAUAUCAUAUACGAAUUGUUUGAUAAUCUUGUCACGGACGCCGUCAAGCCUUUAAUUACGGGUGAUGCCUCUGUCUCUUCAACAUCAUCAUUGGUUCCUGUAUUAGACCAAGUAAGUAGGUAUUAA
Debaryomyces fabryi is the source of this 2154-nucleotide messenger RNA. RefSeq names its product putative tubulin tyrosine ligase. Gene Ontology annotation, molecular function: hydrolase activity. Gene Ontology annotation, biological process: protein modification process. The transcript has a single exon. NCBI's taxonomy places the organism in Eukaryota, Fungi, Ascomycota, Pichiomycetes, Serinales, Debaryomycetaceae. Bases 1 to 2154 code for a protein of 717 amino acids. The record is from RefSeq and is a predicted model, not a curated record. Gene Ontology annotation, cellular component: P-body.